AUGACUGGUCAUAAAUCAUUGUAUACAUUGAACGAUAAUGAAAUUAUCAAAAUUGCUGAUCAAGUUUAUUUCAAUGAUUCAAAAGAAAGUAUUCAAAAUAUUUCGGAGCAACAAUUUCGAGAAAUUUUCGAAGGAAUACUAUGGAGACAUUUGGAAUUAGCACAACGAAAAAUUGCUUAUCCAAAUAUUUUUGCUACCACUAACAAUUAUGUUUAUCAAAAUAAUGCAAGCGUUAAUCCGAUCAAUGUUCCAGCUCCAAUUGAUUACAGUAAGCCAUAUAUGAUCAAGUGUGAUUCACAAGGCUCAUGCUAUGCUAGUCCAUUGGAUGAUGAUGAAGUGCCACCACUGCCAAGCUAUGAUAAAGCGCUCACUUGUUCAACUCAUCCAUCUUCAACAAUUCGAGAAUUGUCCGGAACAGUUUGCGUGUGA
This is a messenger RNA of Acanthocheilonema viteae, 429 nucleotides long. The record is from the annotation of a GenBank genome assembly. Lineage: Eukaryota; Metazoa; Nematoda; Chromadorea; Rhabditida; Onchocercidae.